AUGAAACAAAUAUGCAAUGACUAUCAUAUAACAAAAAUCAAUUAUAUUCCAGAAAUUUAUGAUUACCUGUUCUAUAAAGAAUAUGGAAUUAAAUUAGGCAAGUCUGUUGAUUUUAAAGAAAAUAAAUUUAAAAAUAUCGAUAUUCAUAAAGAAAAUACAAUUUACAGGGUCAUAAUGGAAAAUGACAUAAAAAGAUUCAUUUCAAUCACAGAAAGUGAAGAAUUUGACCAAGAUCAAAAACUAAAAAGCGAUUUAUAUCCAUAUUCUGACUAUGGUUAUACAUUACUUGAAUUGUGUUGUUACCACGGAGCAGUUGAUUGUUUCAAAUUCUUAAGAACAAAAUUUAGCUCUGAAAUAACUCAAAAAUGUCUUCUAUUUUCAUUUUUAGGAGGAAAUCCAGAGAUCAUGAGUGAAUGUUUGAAAUAUCAAAAACCAGAUGAAAAAUGCAUGGAAUAUGCAAUUAUUUCGCACAACAUUGAUUUUGUUACAUUCUUGAUGAAUGAGUACAAUAUAGAAAUCGAUUUAUUUUAUUGUGGUUAUUAUUAUAAUCUUGAAUCAUUUUUAGUUUAUUUCGAUCAAACUAAUGAUUUUAAAAAAUGUUUUGUUUAUUCAGCAAGGUUUGAUGUUUCAUCUCUUUGCAUAUAUUUUUUCUCACUUGGAGCAAAUAUCAAUCAAUGCGAUCAAUUUGGUGAAACUGCUCUUCACCUUGCUGCACAAAAUAAUAAUAAAGAAUUAAUCGAGUUCCUUCUGUCCCAUGGUGUAAAUAUCAAUGAACCAGAUAAUGAAGGAAUUACCGCUCUUCAUAAAGCGGCAUGGAGUUAUAAUAAAGAAACAGUUGAACUUCUUCUUUCGCAUGGUGCAAAUAUCAAUGAUAAAGAUGAUUAUGGAGAACACGUCCUUCAUAUAGCAGUAUGGAAGGCUAACGCAGAAUUAAUCGAACUUCUUCUUUCACAUGGUGCAAAUAUCAAUGAGGGAGAUUUUAAUGGAACAACAGCUCUUCAUAUGGCAGUAGAUAAGAAUAAUAAAGAAAUAACCGAACUUCUUCUUUCACAUGGUGCAAGUAUCAAUAAAAAAAUCAAUUUGGAAAAACCGCUCUUCAUUAUGCAGCCCAAAAUAAUUCUAAAGAAAUCAUUGUACUUCUUCUUUCACAUGGUGCAAAUAUCAAUUAGAAAGAUAAAAAUGGAAGAACAGCACUACAUAUUAUCACAAAUAAUAAAGAAAAAACCCAACAUCUUCUUUCACAUAUUGCAAAUGUCAAAUCAAAAGAUGAAAAUGAAUAAGCAACUCUUCAUAAUUGCAAAGAUUCGGUCAAGAUUAAUUAUUUUUGCCCAAUAUCACUUCGAAUUAUAUCCUGUAUUUUUCAAAUUGUAG
Messenger RNA from Trichomonas vaginalis G3, 1371 nucleotides. RefSeq names its product protein ubiquitination. The transcript has a single exon. Bases 1 to 1371 code for a protein of 456 amino acids. The record is from RefSeq and is a predicted model, not a curated record. Lineage: Eukaryota; Parabasalia; Trichomonadida; Trichomonadidae. Gene Ontology annotation, molecular function: protein binding.